AUGUUAUGGGCCAAGGCAAGAGCUAGUCCACAGAGGGCUGUCUGUCACCCUCAAGAAGUUUUGAGAAGCACUGAGCGGCCUAAACUGCUUGCGCUGGAGGAGGAUGGAAAUGGUAAGGGACCGGUGAAAUCAUACAAAUAACAGAUAGAAUAUUCUUCUGGUAUUGUAAGGUUGUUCAAGAUUCGACCGUCGCUGAGGGCAUGCAAAUGCCCAGUGUAGACCUUAUGCACCAUAGAGGGGCUUGGGCGCUCUCUCACUGUCGGGCAAUCGUCUGCUGUAGCCUGUGUUGCAAAUCAGUUCACUGAGACUCACGGGGGGGAGACAGUAUUGUGCACUCAAGACCGGUGAGAUAGGAGCAGUUGACGGGGAGUUUCCGAAUCGAUACGCCUGGUCGAGCUAGGCACGGUCAGUUUAUAGAUUGUCCUAGAGAAAGAACAAAUUCUGGUGACUUGAAAGCCAGCAAUCAAGUCGGGUAAGAUGUGGUUAUAUAGGCCCACCUGAUGGACACAAUACAGUUAGGGUUGGGGUUACGGGUUUGGCUAGGGGUUAGGGUUAGGAGUUAGGACAACUAUUUUUCAACCACUCACUGUACAACUGCUCAUUCCUAAUAGCUUUUCUUUUGCAUACAACCAUCUGACCUCGUCGCCUGUGAGUUCCCCGGCCCCACCUGUACAAACCCCUAUUACCACCGACUCCGUAUUACAGGUGGCUGGGAUCUGUUUGCCCCAGGUGGGGUUACAUAACCACAUCUCACCAUCAGUCUGUGAGAAUGAAGUCUGUAGGAAAUUUGACACCUUAGAGUGGUAUAUGAGACAUCAGUGGGAUCAAAGAUCUUAAACAAAGGCGCAAGACAUUUGUGUCGGGUGGAGAAGGGACAGGACCGAAAGGUGACGAUGCGGCUAUAAUUGGCAACCGAAAUACACAGGUCAGGGCUGAAAGGGCAUUUGACUGCCGUUAGUCACUGCUAUUGGUUCAGAAGAAGAAGAAGAAGAAGAAGAAGAAGAAGAAGAAAAAGAAGAAGAAGAAGAUAAUGAUGAUGAUGAUGAUGAUGAUGAUGAUGAUGAUGAUGAGGCCCGUAGUGGAGCUGCUGGGCCAACUGCCUGCACUGAUCUCCUGGUCGACCCAUUUGGCUACUUGACAGCAAAUGUUGUGCGAUGCUAG
Molecule: messenger RNA, 1161 nt
Organism: Spirometra erinaceieuropaei
Lineage: Eukaryota; Metazoa; Platyhelminthes; Cestoda; Diphyllobothriidea; Diphyllobothriidae
Source: the annotation of a GenBank genome assembly